UUUAACCCCAUUUCUCCAACAUUUCAACACUUUUUCCGCACUUUCUCUUUAUCUGCGUCCAAUUCUUAAACAAUUGUGCAUUACAUUCUCUGUGUAGCGCGCUCGCAACUUUGUAGGGUUUUUACUUCAUUCGUUCGUACGAUCAUAGAAAAACCGCAAAUCCAACAACGUUCACCUAUUUCCGUUACUCUGCAAUCACGAGUUCAAAAGGUGUUCCGCUCAGGUCAUGACGUGCUCUGAUGAACAACAUGAUCGAUUAAGCAAUCUCUCAGACGAUUUGAUUUGUCAUAUUUUGUCUUUCCUAUCAACCAAAGAGUGUUAUAGAACAUGUGUUCUAUCCACAAGAUGGGAGUCGAUCUGCACCAAGAUUCCUAACCUUCACUUUCAAUUACCAGAGAAUUCAGAUCCUGUGUUAUCCAAAGAAAUCAAAUUUGUAAAUGUUGCUCUCCUAAGACGCACCGAAAAUAUAAGAAAACUAAGUCUUAAUAGUGAGAAUGGCUGUCAGCCACAUGAUGUACGCAUGUGGGUUUCAAAGGCAUUAGAUCUCAAGGUCCAGGAACUUGAGUUGGAUCUGUUUCUCCAUGAAAAAAUCUUAUUGCCGCUUAGGCUUUCCACAUGUGAGUCACUCGUGGUCUUAAAAUUGCAGGGCAGAAUUCAACCAAAACUCAAUUCUUCUUUUCAUGUAUAUUUACCGUCACUAAAGAUUCUUCAUCUCCGUGAAACUGUGGCGUAUUCUAUCUUUGAUGAUCGUACAGAGUAUGCUCUCAAUAAUUUUCUAUCUGGUUGUCCACAUUUGGAGGAACUUAAUUUAGCUGGGACCUUUGCAUUACCGAUCAACACCUCUUUUUACUUAUUGAAGAGAUUAUUCCUUUGUUUAUAUAUACCUACUUCUGUUGUUAAGUGUUUUCCACUACAAAUUAAUGCCCCGUCACUUGAAGUUCUUUAUCUUGUUGAUUUUUCAUUGGCUCCUAGAAAAUAUGACUUUACAAAUUUGUCCAAUCUUGAUGAAGCUGCUAUUUUCAUUUGUAAUCCUGCGGAUUUUAACAAUUUGUAUACAGUACUGAAGGGACUUUCUAAAGUCGAAUCAUUGGCUCUCGGUUCUAACACUUUUCAUUUUCUCGGCAUGGAGGCCAAACUUGACAACUUACAUCUUCUCACUUUUCACAAUUUAUUAUUUUUAUCGGUUGAAAUAUAUGAGAAUUGCAGUUGGAAUAUGCUCGUCAGCUUUCUACACAAUGCACCAAAACUUAAGCAUCUUGCAGUUGGGAGAAAAAUUGAAAUCAAUUCCCGAAGAAAGGAGGUUGGAAACUCGAGUUGGGUGGAGCCAUUGAUAUCUCCGGCAUGUCUUACUAACAGUCUCAUUUCAUUUGAAUUUGUUGGAAUUCAAAACAUAAAAACUGAGUUGGACUUUACACGAUAUAUUGUAAGUCACUCAAGUAAGCUAGAGAAGGUAAAGAUUUUCACACCCACUUCAAAGAAAAGAAGAGUAGAAAAAAGUUUACGCAAGGGGUCAAAGAAAUCCUCCGUACUAGUAUGGGAUAUUAAUUCAGUUGAAGAUCAGUUGGAUGCCUUCAAGGAUAUUAAAGAUCUCUUUUCUGAGCUGUUCUUGCACAAUAAAUAAAUUUAAGUCAUCAAAGCUUAGUGAGUGAGUUUUAACUUAUAAUGUGCAUAUCCAUAGUGAAGGAGUGUUAUAUUGCAAUGUGAAGUUGAUUGGAAUUGAUGCCCCUAUGAGUGUGUCUGUUUAUUCUACGAUGAAAUCAAAUUGUAUGCUCGAACUGCUUGUGAUAAGAUAUUUUCAGGCACAAUAAUGAAUGUUUGUGUUGUGUGUGCUUUAGCA
Messenger RNA from Medicago truncatula (barrel medic), 1837 nucleotides. Its product is annotated as F-box protein At4g22280. The record is from RefSeq and is a predicted model, not a curated record. NCBI's taxonomy places the organism in Eukaryota, Viridiplantae, Streptophyta, Magnoliopsida, Fabales, Fabaceae. Gene Ontology annotation, molecular function: protein binding. The coding region runs from base 227 to 1621 and encodes 464 amino acids. The transcript is spliced from 6 exons.